UGCGUCAUUCAGGCGACGCUGCCAGCGUAACGUAUCAUCUAGUGGACGGUUCUUCAGAAACAGCUCGUCAACCACCUCUGUAGCUUGCUAGCCAACAAAGCCUAUUUAUACGCUUUCGGUGGAUAUUUGCUACUGUGUUUUAGACACACUUCUGUUGUAUCUACUUGUUAACCUAUUUAAUGUAAUAUUACGUUAUUUUGUAAUAGUCAGCUAUAGCAGCUGGCUGGUUAAGUUAGCACUAGCCUAGUCGCUAAUGAUAAACAUCACCGACCAUGAGCUCCCUAAACUACUCCCCUCCUGUUAAAGUAGAGGAGGUCUGCUGGACGGAGAAAGAAGCUCUGGGGCUGAACAUUGUUGUGAAAGAGGAGAAGGAAGAAGAGGAUGUUACAGUAAAACAAGAAGAGAAAGACGUUUUUGGAAUGAAGGAUGAAGAGGGGGAGAUUACUGUCACAUUAGAGGAUGAUGAAGAAGAGAAGACUGGAGAACUGAUUAACACCAGUAAAUACAGAGAGAGACAGGACUAUCGUGGAUCCUCUGGGGAUCCUCAACAACAUCAUGAUGCUGACGAGGCAGGGAAGAGUCUCUCCAGAUCAGAACACCUCAAGAAAUACCUGCAGAGACCCACAGGAAAGAAAUCUCACCACUGCUCUGACUGUGGGAAGAGUUAUUCAAGAUCAGAUUCACUUAAACUACAUAAGAGAAUACACCAGCGAGUACACACAGGAGAGAAACCUCACCACUGUUUUGACUGCGGGAAGAGUUACUUAAAAUCAGAUUCACUUAAACUACACCUGAGAAUACACACUGGAGAGAAUCUUCACUGCUGCUCUGACUGUGGGAAGAGAUUCACCUCUUCAGUAGACCUUAAAAUACAUCAGAGAAUUCACACUGGAGAGAAACCUUUUGGCUGUGAUCAAUGUGGGAAGAGUUUUACUAAGCCAAGCAACUUGAAAUCACACCAGCGAAUACACACUGGAGAGAAACCUUAUGGCUGUGAUCAAUGUGGGAAGAGUUUUACUCAGUCAAGUGGCCUGAUAUCACACCAGAUAACACACACAGGAGAGAAACCAUACAGCUGUACUCAAUGUGGUAAGAGUUUUGCUACAUCUGGCUAUCUGAAGAUACACCAGAGAAUACACACAGGGGAGAAAUCUUUUAGCUGUGAUCAAUGUGGGAAGAGUUUUGCUACAUCUGUCUAUCUGAAAAUACACCAGAGAAUACAUACAGGAGAGAAACCGUAUAGCUGUAAUCAAUGUGGGAAAAGUUUUACUCAGUCAAGCAGCCUGAAAUCACACCAACGAAUACACAGGAGAGAAAUCCCAUAGCUGUAAUCAAUGUGGGAAGAGUUUUACUCGGUCAAACAGCCUGAUAUCACACCAGCGGACACACACAUGAGAGAAACCUUAUGGCUAUGAUCAAUGUGACAAGAGAUACUCUGAUAAAAUAUAUCUAAUCAAACAUCAGAAAAUACAUACAUGAAGGAGUUGUUUCACAAUAUCAAUUAAAUAUUGUCACAAUGUAGAAUGUUUUAACAUUGUAGUCUGAGUAUUUGAAUGAAUUUCACAAUGUAGCACCCUAAAUGUUUGCCCCCUGUUCAUUUGAUUUUAGCAUGAUAUGAAUUUUAGCCAAAUCCAGGCUCUGAAUUGAAAGAGUAUUAUUUAUGUGAUUUAACAAAAAAAGAGUUGUGUUACACUUACCACGUUGGUGACCCUCUUGAAUCAAAAUGCAACACUUCAAAAUGUAGCCAUCUGUUUACAUCUAUUACUAUUUAUGUAAAUUAACAAAAAGUGACUUAACAAAAAAAGAGCAGGUAUGAUGUUGUUUGUAUGAUGUUGUCGUGUUUUGUUUAUAAAAUAAAAUAUUUUCAGGUCUUUUUUCAAUGACUUGAUAAAUUAAUUUCAACAUACUUGUCGCCGAUUCACAUGGAUGCAGUAUAAUACAUUUUAUUAACAUUCAUACAUCACUCCAGUAUUUCUUUACACCAUUCAAAUGCUAAUUGUCUUUAUUCCACGACUGAAGUAUGAAUCAAAUUACCUCAUAUUUCAAACAUUCCGCCUGACAAAGAUACAUGUUUUAUUAUUCCAUGCCUCACCAUUCAUUAAGUUAAUUAUUGCCAAUACAUAUUAACAAAGGGGUGUAUAUUUGAUUUUGAUAUUUCAUAUUUACAAUUCAUGUAACGUUUAAUUUGACUUUAGUUUUUUGGGUUUCUUGAUGGAGAACGUUAGAACAAAUAUUGGAGUAAAACAAGCUUAUAUUUUGUGUUGGAUGUUGCAUCCAAUUGUUAAUAUUUUAAUCAAAGACAUUUCCUUAAAAUGCUCAGGCUUUCAGUUAAGUUUCUGUUUGUUGUGUACUAAAUAUUUCAGUUUAUUUUUAUUUGUUUUUUUCCUGUGAAGUCAUGUCUGAAAUGUACUAUAUAAAUAAAGCUUGAUUUGAUCAUAUUGCAA
Oncorhynchus gorbuscha (pink salmon) is the source of this 2444-nucleotide messenger RNA. Its product is annotated as gastrula zinc finger protein XlCGF8.2DB-like. The record is from RefSeq and is a predicted model, not a curated record. NCBI's taxonomy places the organism in Eukaryota, Metazoa, Chordata, Actinopteri, Salmoniformes, Salmonidae. Gene Ontology annotation, biological process: regulation of cytokine production; regulation of immune system process; negative regulation of transcription by RNA polymerase II. The transcript is spliced from 2 exons. Bases 273 to 1325 code for a protein of 350 amino acids.